AGGAGUUUGGCACCGCCCCCUCUUUCAGUCUGUCAUUAUUCAACCACUUAAGCCAUCCAGCAGGAGUCUGAGCUCUACUGAUGUGUGUUCAUUUAUCCAUCCUACUGAGUUGUGUUGUUGUGUGUUGCUACUAGUGGAGUUGCUGCUGCUGCUGUUGCUGCUGAGCAUGUGCUCUGCUGCGCCUCAUGACAGAAGGGAAGCUUUCCUUCUGGACACAGGUUGUGGGCAUGGAAAACUGAGCGCACGACUCCGUCUUAAAAGGUAAGAAUGCACUUCAGCUUAAAGAUUCGCGCAUUUAUGAAGAUACAAGAGAUGAUUUUAGUGAUUUCUGUCUUAAACACAUUUUGUUGGUGAGUUAUGCAGCAGCUUGACGACCCUUUUGCGCGCAGGUAGCUGAUACGAAUGCGGAUCAUGAACUUAUCUCCUCAGUUUGGAAAGGCAGUUCUUCAUUUUGCGCCAAACAGGUGGGCUCUUACACUACCGAAACCAAGAGAGCUAGUUAAAGUUUUGGAAAUGCCUUUGUUGAACUUUUACGCAGCUCAUUUAAAUCACAUUGUAUCAUUGAAUCGUCUCCUACCUUUACAGUCUUGGAAAAACCUUGAUGGCGUUUUACGUUGAAUUCAGCAUGAUGUGUGGAUAUGACAGUGGGUACUUGUGUUGUUUUCGUGCAGUGGCACAGCGAGGUGUGCCGUUUGGCUCACAGAGGUCCAAGAACUAUCGAUCCAGUGGUGGAAUCUGAGUUUUAUUAGCAUCCAUGGGCUGCAUGUGGGAGUAGGUGCUUGACACGGUAACGGACUCUGAAGGCUGUGUGGUUCUCCCACGCUCCUCUGGGAGUCCUCACUGCAGUCCACUGGUAACAUCAUCUCGCUGUGCUUUCUGUGCGUCAACGCCUGACUGUUUUUUUGUUUAAGGUUUGCUUUCAGUGCCAAGAGGCGAAGGGGCCAAACAGUACUGAAAAUUUAUUUCAAAUAUCUCAAGUACUUCUCCCAAUUUUCUCCAAAGCUCAUAGAAAUUAUGACUAACUCUCUGUGCUCAUGGUUUUCAUGAGAAAUUCAUAGAAAUCAACUUAAAUUCAGUUAUUUGAAUAACAUUGUGUUGAGGGGGACAAGUAUAAAGCAGAGGAAAUACAACAUGUAGGAAUGGUGCCUUGUAAUUGAGAAGCACUCCGUGUUUUACCCUGAAAGAAUUUCCUGCUUACUUUGAUAUAUUUCCCCCUAAAUUUGGGUGUACCAAACCAGUCACUGUUUAUCUACCCAAUGUAAUGGGUGAAGAAGUAACUUUAAAAUGAAAUAUGCUAAUUGUCUGCUUUCAGUUUGUUAUCUUUACUAGCUGGUUUUCAUAUUCAUUGGCUGUAAUUCCAACCCUUGUUCUGGUCCUGAACAGUUGAUUUCUACACAAAGUCAACACCACCUUUCACUGUUUCUUCCCAACUCUGACUUUAGCCCGUGUACAUCUAAAAUGGGCUAUUUUACACAUCCUGUGUUAGGCAUUUUCUCCCAAAGAACGUUUGUGUCACAGUGAACAAAAACCAAACAGAGACACAAACUAAAGGAAAAAUGAAGACUGUAAAAGUGAAACUAAAUGCCGUUUUACUCGGCAGGCGAGAUGAGGAGUAACAGAAACAGGGAGGGGGUUGGAUGAGAGAAUGUGGAGGUGGAGGAAAGCAAAGUGAAAAAGGGAGAAGUCUUGAUGAAAGUGUUGGGGUCUGAGCUGUGUCUCCUCACUGCUGUGCCUGUGUUCUCCUGUGGACGGCUUUGAUAGUGAACAUAAAGAAAGGCAAAUCCUGCUGAACACACACAGACAGACAGAUAGACAGUGUCUUUAUGUAAGACAAGGUACAUAUUCAUCCCUGCCCUGUCUUGCUGGCUCCGGUUCACAACUAAAUUGAUAGAUUUUCUGCUAAUUGUCUCCUCCUGUCGUUAAGUAAACUCAUCAAUUAUCACUAAUUGGCCUUUUAUGCAGAAUCUGUCAGCUGUCACCUGCAAAGUACAUCUUUAUUUCUGUCUCUAUUUCUUCUUUCCCACCCUUUUUUCUUUCCUCUCUCCUCGCCAUACUCGGGUUUUCAAUAGCUAUAUUUUUCUGGGCAAUAAAUAAUUCAGGUAACAGGACAUCACAAAGGACCUUAGCGAGAGCCAAGGUGCUUCGCUCAAACUGAAUUGCUUGGUGUUCGUAGAUUCUGUCUGAAUAAUGGAUUUGUUUCCCAAUACUGAGUGUACUCUGGUCAAUGGAUAAGGUGGGAGUAGGUGCACUCUCGGUUAACUCUCAGAUUUGUCCUUGUCCUCAUUUAAAGAUAUUCAUUCAUAAAUUAAAAAUGAGCCUCCAAAAAGGCAAGGUUUGCCUCCCACUCACUGUAUUUUUUCCAUAAAAGCACUGUCUUUUCCUUCAUAUUCCUUCUUUUCACCUCUGUUAUGAAACAAGCCAAUAUAUUUAUGACUUGGACUCAAAUGAUAAUUGAAUUUCUGCAGAGAAGUGCAUAGACACCGCUUUAACAAAGGCCACAAUUAAGGGCUAUAAACUCCCUGGACAGUAAGUCAAUAAACCAAUCAGAGGGAAGCAGACCCUUGACCCUUCCUGUGAUUUCCAUGUUUUAUCUCAGUGCUCACUCUGUGGCCAGUGUGAAUGGCUGCUUUCUGUUGGUAAGAUUUGAUUUUUGUACAAAGAAUCAUGUAUGUUGUAUUAACUAGAGCCAGAAAAGUGAGUCACGGAACAAAGUCUUGAGUAUUUGAAGAGCCCCAAUCAGUCUGUGAAAUUGGAGUGCGUUUUGAUUUUCUGGCAGGGCAUUAUGAUCUCAGGGAUAAAUCAACUGUAUUGCCCCAGUGAAAGAAGAAUACCACAGACUUAAUCAUGGUAAUGUCACAACAUACAAGUCGGCAUAGAGAGCGUUACCAGCCUUGUGCAGCUCAAGGAGUCUGUGCAUUCAGUGAAAGUUUGUCAGUGUAGCUUGUUUACGUUAGCACUGAUCUGCAAAGAGAUAUUUGAUUUCUUUCAAGUAAAUGUAAAUUUACCUUGAAUUUAAUUAAAUUAACUUACCAAAAACCUACCAAGGUUGAUUGAUUAGGGUGAAGGCUUCCAUAUCAGGUGUGUUACACUCACAGUUCUGCAAUACUGACGAACACUACCAACAAAACCCCAACCCAGUGUUGGGCAUGCUGCUGGAAAUAUAGGUGUUAGACUGUAUAUUCACAGUUACUCCCACUGAAAAGUAGCUAACCCUCUAACUAUAGUAUAAAAUCAACACAUUGCCUAAGAAGGUAUUUUUUAUCAUUACUUUUUUUGCUUCAGUACCCCUGUUUAUGUACCCUGCCUCCCAUCCGAACAGUAUUUUGCUAAUUAGUUCUCUGACUCAGAUUAUGGGAAACAUUUCUUUAGUAAUGUACUUUGCAAUUAGUUUGUUGAUGAUGGUGAUUUACAAUCAAAUCCUAGCUGUUUGGAUGGAGUGGCUCCAUCUUGGUCUGCUGAGCUAUCACGAGCGGCACCUGCGUUUUAAGUGGUUUCAGGCUCUCUGGACAGCUAGCUCGCAGGCUCUUUAUGAUUGGAUUAAGCUGAUCAGCAAAGUGAGAGAAAAUAUGGGGAGGAGAGAGCACGGGAAGAGACGUGGCAAAAGGUCAAAACUGACCAACUACUGCAAUGAGUUCAGCAGCUUUUGUACAUGGGGUGCAUGCUGUAACCAGUGAACUCCUCUGGCACCGCAGCAUCUGACCGUUUGAAUACAUUUGCAUUUUUAUAACACUUGACAUGCUAGGGCUGGGCGAUAAAAUGAUAACGAUAAACAUCAAAAAAUAAUUUCCCUCAAUAUCGAUAUAAAACAUGGUCAAUAUGCUUUUCGAUAGUAGGCAUUCUGCCAUGUUUUGGUGGACUAUACGAAUAUCCGAUGAAAAGAGGACUUGCUCUGGGUCUGCUUUGCGCUGAACCAAUCAUGUGCUGAAUUAAAACCAAGUAGCAAACAACUGCGUAGUAGCAGGCUGCAGCUACACGCAACCAUAGCACUUUGACACGAGAAGCCAACAGCACUGUUGGUUAGAAAAAAAGAAAAUGAGUGCUACCCCCGCCAGAAAUGCAGAUGAAGGCUCAACAGAUGAUGACAUAGUCGACAACACUAGCGCGAAAACGUCAGUGGUGUGGAGAUAUUUUGGUUUUUUGAAGUCGGACAUGAAGCAGAGUAAUGUGCACUGCAAAUUAUGUCGAGAACAUGUUUUCGCAAAGUUGGAGAAUAACUCAAAUCUUUUUCACCACCUGAAGCAGUGCCACGUGGCAGAGCACGCACAAUAAAAAAAAGUUUACAAACCCCAAGAAGCUCAUGGUGCCUGUGUAGCCAAAACAACUGACCAUUCAGUCGGCUUUCUCUCGCACAACACCUUAGGACAAAACGUCAAAGAGACACAAAGACCUCACAGAUGCAGUAGUUUAUUGUGUUGCAAAAGACAUGCUACCAAUAAGCACUGUUAAAUUUCAUUUUUUAUAUCAUGAUAUAUAUCGAUAUCGACUGAUAUGAAAAAAAUGUAUCAUGAUAAACUUUUUCCCAUAUCACCCAGCCCUAUGACACACUAAUGCUAAAUUUGCUGUUGAGUACUUGAAGGUCAAAAUCAAGAGUUUUUGUGCUCAAGACGUACAAACAGCAGGGCGUGAGACUCAGUUGGGAAUUCUGAAUGCAACCGCUGCUUUUCUUACAUUUCAUCUGCUGGCAGAACAGAAUAAACUGUAACAUUAACAAGCCUGUAAUAUGCUUCAGGGCUGCUUUGAAUGAGACUUCUCUGUUCCAUGUAUUCAUCUCCAGCUCCAGGACCCCUCAGACUCAGCAUGUAUCCUGCUGUAUGACUGUGUGUGUUUGUGUGUGUAUGAGCAUAGUGCUAGAAGUGUGUCUCUCUCUCCAACUGUGCUGAAGAUGAGCAGUGGCCUGCGAGUGUUUUGCUCUGACAUGACAUUUUGUCUCCAUCAUGGAGCAGCGACUGGAGAAAGCGCUCACAAACAGCUUGAUGUCUCAACAGGGAGUCCGUUUACACACAUGGACAAACACACACAUACACACAGACACAAACAGGCUGGUGUGUGAUUAAGUUAAAGAGGGAGUGAACAUGCUCUUUGUCUUCAUGUAGGGUCCAGCCUGUGUUGCUGAUCCUGCCUCACACUCACACACUGGCGUGCUGAAGUUUUUUUAUUUUUGGGAGUUUUUUUUAUCCUGUAAUAGUGAAUGCAACCCCCCCCCAAAAAAAAACAAAACAAAACAAAAAAAGAACUUUUAAGUUUUAGAUCAUUACUUAAGGGGAUUAGGGCCACAUAAAGAGAAAAAAAAUUACAGGAACAAGAUUAAAGUCGAAAUUUUGAGAUUAAAAUUGAAAUACGAGAUUAUAAACUGGAAAUUAUGUCUAUGAAGUCGAAAUUUCGAGGUUAAAAAUUGAAAUUUCAUGAAAAAAAUGAAAUUUCGAGAUUAAAGUCGAAAUUGCAAGAUUAAAGUCAAUGCAAAUAAAGAAGAGAUUUCAUGAAUAAAGUAGUAAUGUUGAGAUUAAUGAUAAUGAAUCAACAGCAUUGUCGCUCGUCACUCGACAAAAGGUCCUCUGAAGAACAGUUUAUACUGUACUUUGGAAUUGAAUUAAGCAACAAUGAAAUCCUUCCCCCUUUAGCACACAAACACAGUGUGGUCAUAAGUAUUCAGACUCUGAAAAGACUGGGCCGGGGAUUCCUGCUCUCCGUAUCCACUACAAAAUUUGUCUCACAAACAGAUCCGGUAGGAAUUGGCAUACAGCGAAAAUCGUUGCCGUUCCGGAUGCAGUGGAAAUCCUGGGUGAAGCGCAGGCAAUACCGAAGCCGAGGACCCAAUGUGCUCUGGCACAUGGAUGGCUACGACAAGCCAUACAGCAUUUCAUUUCGACUUUUUUAAAUUUCGACUUUAAUCUUGAAAUUUCGACCCUAAUCUCGAAAUUGAAAUUAGAAAAAGUCAACCUCCUGUAAUUAUUUUUUUCUCUUCUUGUGGCCCUAAUCCAUUUUCAUAAAUAAUCGUUCACACUUAAUACACAACACAAAUAAGUUUGAGCAUCAAACCCAUACCUUGAUCAGUAACUUUUUUCUUGUCCUGCCGAUGUAGUGACAUCUUGACUUUCAACAGCACAACAUCACAGAAACAACAUACUUUCUUCACAGCCUGCCUCGCUUGAGAUGACAGUCUGAUUCGAUUUUCAUGCACCUUACUGCAUAACUUUGCAUGUUAAUGAAGAAAAAAAAACAGAUUUAUUUCAAACUACUCCUGAGCCUGUGAUGCUUUAUGGAGAUCUUGUCAGUGCCAGUGUGUUAUCUAAAGAGACAUGUCUGCGUAUGCUGGCCGAUUAACGCCUUGUUCCAGCUUAAUGACACACCCUAACUAAUGAUUGAAGUUAUUAGUGACUCCUGCCUGUCGUCCUACACUCUCGAUAAAAUAAAAAUGGAGAUAGAAAUACUUCAAAACGCAUGAAGAAAUGCACACAUGAAAAUCCCUCCCUCCCCCACUAAAAGUGUCCCUUUUACUUUUUAUACACGUUCUUCUGCCUGUCUAUCUUCACACUAUAGAAUCUCAUUUUGACAACCUAUUACAUCAGGUUGUCUCACAGGAACAGCAGGAUUAUCUCCUCUCCCAUACAUCUUUUAAUCUUUCUGCUGCUGCUUCUGGGAAAUACUGAUGUGACUAUAGCUGUUCAAUUAUACAUGCCAUACAGUCUCCUGUCACAUAUUCUCUGUAUUCCUGGCCCCUGAGGGGAAAGGUUGUGAAGCAUGUUUUAGAUGUGUGUGGAAAGUGAAAGCUCUGGAUGUGGUGCACCAAUGUGAGCAUUAACCCUCAGUUUCUCAGGCAUUGAUUGAAUGUUGGAUGGAAAAAAACAUCUCUGGUGUCCGAGAGUUUUAUUAUUUGUACAUCUACAAAGUGUUUUGACCAAGACUUCCCGUGGUGCUUCAGCCUGCUUUGACUUCUUAUAUUUUGUAGACUUGUUGCAUGUAAGUUGAUUCACCAGCAAGAUCAAUCAUGAAAACUGACACUGAAUGAGGAUUUUAUUUUUCAUAUACAGUAUGUCAACAAUGCAGUUUCUACCACAAGGCUACUAAAUCACUGCAAAACAGUAUUGUCUUAACUUAUGAAUCUGAAAAACUCUUAUUAAUUUAAGGUCACUGCAAAUUCAUAUCCUGCCAUAAAUACUAGGGUAUUAGGAAUUCCACAAGAUAAAUGUUUGGUAAAGACAAAAUUAAUAAUCAUGAUGUUGAUCAAAUGAUUUAAGUCUGAACUCCUAUCACAAAAAGACAAACAAACCCCUACCAGUCCUGAAACAUAGUUCAGCCUUGCAUAGGGCUGGGUGAUAUGGGAAAAAGUUUAUCACAAUAUAUAUUUUUUCAUAUCUAUAUAUAUAUCAUCAUAUAAAACAUGAAAUUUAACAGUGCUUAUUGGUAGCAUGUCUUUUACAAUACAAUAAGCUACUGCAUCUGUGAGGUCUUUGUGUCUCUGACGUUUUGUCCUAAGGCGUUGCGCUAGAGAAAGUGGAAUGAAUGGUCAGCUGUUUCGGCUGCACAAGCGCCAUGGGCUCCUUGCUCUGCAUGGGGUUUGUAACCUUUUGCAUUGCGUGUGUUCUGCCACGUGGCACUGCUUCAGGUGGUGAAAAGAUUUGAGCUAUUCUCUGACUUUGCAAGAACAUGUUCUCGACAUAAUUUGUUGAGUGCACAUUACUCUGCUUCAUGUCCGACCUCAAAAAACCAAAAUACCUCCACACCACCAAUGUUUUCGUGCCAGUGUUGUUGACGACGUCGUCAUCUGUUGAGCCUUGAUCUGCAUUUCUGUCGGGGGGAGCUCUCAUUUUCUUUUUUUCUUACUAACAGUGCUGUUUGGCUUCACGUGUUAAAGUGCUAUGGUUGUGUGUAGCUGCAGCCUGCUACUACGCAGUUGUUUGCUACUUGGUUCUAAUUCAGCACAUGAUUGGUUCAGCGUGAAGCAGACCCAGAGCAACUCCCCUUUUUAUUGGCUAUUCAUAUAGUCUACCAAAACAUGACAGAAUGCCAACUAUCAAAUAGGAUAUUGACCAUGUUUUAUAUUGAUAUUGAGGGAAAUUAAUUUUCGUUAGAUAUCGUUAUUGUUUUAUCACCCAGCCCUAGCCCCACAACAAGAUGAUGGAGAACAAGGGAGAGAAAGUUGGAGAAAGACAAGAAAGUCUUUUUAAGCUACUAUUUUUAUCAUUUUAAAUGUUUACCAGAUCGCUGGAACAAGACACAAAAGUAUCCUGGCACGACUUAAACUCUCAAACCUUAACACAUUUUUAAAGAUCUAAAUGUCAUGUAUGUGCCACGGUGCAUGCAUGUCAUCAUGCACAGAUUUGAUGCAGAAUGGACUCAUGCAAGUGCAAGGUCUAUUAUGGCUUUAGAGCAAGAGUGCUUUUUCCUUUAACGGAUCGUCAGAUAUUUCUCCCAAAGAGAGAGAGUGUUCACGGUAGUUUAGGCAGGUGUUGCUAAGACGGUUUGAGGAUUGAUUUAAUGCAUCUCCUUGAUCUUACUGGCUCUUAAUAUGUUUAGGUCUAAGUGACGUAAUUUGUUCAGGGUUAGAGAAGGUCACUCUCACAGCAUCACCUGCAGAAGUCCCUGGUGAGCUUCUUCCACUCACAGGUGAAUUAAUUAGGAAGCCAUCUUUGAAGCUACACUUGUUUGCACAUUUGAUGCUUCUGACUUAAAGCUACUCCAUCAAAGUGGUUGUUAGAAGCAUUAGAAGUCCAACUUGACCCAGCCUUGAUGUGAGCAAGACUCUUGGCUCUUCAAAGAUGGAGAGCGUCUUUACACUCUGCCUGUAGAAACAGGACAGUGUCAAACACGGCAAGGGCAGUCACGGUGCACUGUGGGUCACAGCAAGGUUUUAUUGAUUGGUUUUCCACAUGUCUGCUUCACAUGGAUGUCCAUGUGACUCCACCUUUCAUUUUAUAGAGAACCAGUUGAAGUGAACUCAUAACUCUGAAAAUGUAUGUCGCUCAAAUCCCCAUUAGCUGCUGGACCAUUCUACCACUGGAUUGCUUUUUACAAUUUUGGGAAAGAAAUCUGCCCCCUUCCUCCUGUGCUGAGCAGCAGACCCGUGCAGUCAUCAUGCAGCUUUUCACUCAGGCAAUCAUAAGCACAGUCUUCUGGGACUGAUGUGGUCUGUUGGGGACCAGAGGCAACCAGGAAACAGGCAGAGGCUCAGGGGGGGAUGACGUAAGACUCAAUCAGCAAAAAAAGCUCCCACCUCUGCUCCGUGGGGCAUCUUGUUUACCAGAGCGGCUGGCUAAGUCCUCUUUCAGCUUCCUCCCCAUCAGGCUUGUAGUCUGUUACUACUUUUACUGAACAUCUUAACUUCCAGUUAAUACCUGUCCUCCUUUUUUAUAACAAGAGUCCACUACUUCUGUCCAUUUAAAUUUCUCCAUCCUCUAUCCAAACAUCUCCUCUGCUUCUUUCCUUCUUAUCUGUACUCCUGGUUGCAAUCAGACAGUCCGCUCACGAUCCAACCAGCUGGAAACCUGCAACCUGAGCCGGGCUAAGAGGCUUCAGGGCUGCACUCGAGCACGCUUUCAAUUCUACACAGUUCCCUUUUAUUUUUUGCUGUUGCACAGUUUUUCUCCACUUUCCUCUGCCCCUCAGAUAUUUGUCCUCGCAUAACCUUUCUGUAUUAAUUACAGAUUUCAACAAGGCAUUUAUAAACAGUUGUUUUUGUUUGUUUUUGUGCUCUAGUGCUUGUCUCCAUUGAGUUAAUUUUUGACUUUUAAUUUUUGAAAACAGAAUAAAGAGGAUCAUUUUUCAUUUUCCUCCACAUACUGCUCUUGACAGAAAGAAGAAUAAGGACACGGACAAAAACCAAGACGACAUUGUUGUUUUUAUCAGUAGAAGACCAAGCUUCAUGAGCCCGUUAGAGAAAUAUCUUUAGUUUCAUCAACAGCUUGUUUGCACACAUCUCAAACAUUUAGUUUGCUGAUGAUUUUGAUCUCUUUACUUCUAAUUUAGGAUGAAAAUGAAAAGAAACCUGCCCUCCACUAGGCUAAACACAGAGAACGGAUCAAAAACCCUGGUGCUAUCAUUGAUUCUAAUCUGAGUUUUAAUGUCACACAGGAAAAGGUGACUUAAAUGCCAAAUGUUUUCAUAUCAAGAGAUGAUGCUCCUUCUUAUCUCCAGCAGAUAUUGUAUUUUCCUUCAAACAGGACAAGAUCUGAAGAAAACCAGACAGAGAGGUCAAAUUGCUCCAAUCACUGCUUUCGGGCAAAUACUUUGUAUCUCCAAGUUCUUUACAUAACCAAAACACAAGCUUUAAAAUAACCCAUUUUUUUAAAUAAAUGUUUAAAAGCAUAUUGACAGGCUUACAGGGAGAUCAGUAUAACUUUGAUUAAUGCAAAAAACAUAAAAUUAGUUAUAUGGCAAUACAAGGUUUCUGUCUGUCAGUGAUGAUUAGUUUUGUCUACUGAUGAAUUAAUUUGUCUUAUCUGUCUGGUUUUGGCAAGGAAAGUUUAAUUAUAAAACACCAUUUAUACAUGGAGCAAUUAAAAGCAGGUUACAGAGGUAAAAACUAAAUAAUAACAGAGACAUCAGUGAAGUGAAAUGCAAUACUGAGCGAAAAUAAAAUAUUAAAGCAUUAAACUUAUUAAAUUAUAAAGAAAGAAAUAUGACAUUGAGCAAAAAUAAUUAAAAGUAUUCACGUUGCCCAACUUUGGUCAUUUGCUGCAAAUAACCUUGAUUCCCUUUUUCUGACUAUUUCUUCACUUCAGGCAUUUUUAUCUAAGCUUGCUUACCUUUGUGUAAAACCAGUUUAGAUAUAUCUUGCUAUAAUUCUUUACCAUAAAAGUGCAGAUUUUGGGCGUAUUUUUCACACAUUGUGUCUGCUUUCAAAUAAACACAUCAAUUGUUAAUAAUUUGCCAGUUUUGCAGUUUUUUACAGUUUUUACAGUUUUUAUUUAUUUAUUUUUAUCUCAGCAGGAAUCUGAUUUUCAACACAGAUUGGUAUGUAGACAUUUGCUCCUCGGUAGGCCGUCUCAGAGUUUCUAACAUGUUGAAGCUCUCUAUAUUGUAGUUAUAAGACUUUAAACUCAUCAACUUUACCAUUUCUCUACUAUUGCCAAACAGGUGUCUGACGCGUCAGUACCACAGCACCUGUGUCCUCAUUAAUAUAGACCCUUGUGGUGUAGUUGUCUUGGCAACAGAAACAGGAAAAACCUGAGAGAGUCCAUCACUCAACUGGAUGUGUUGUCACCAGAGCGAAGUUGUGCAGAUGAUAGUUGAGAUCUGAUUUGUUGAUGUUCUUGUUGUUUGGUCCCCGUUUUUUUUUUUUUUUUUUUCGGUUUUACUCUCCAUGUAGAAACCCAAUGGUCUAUUCAACAGAGAGGAAGCUGUGAUUUUAAUCACUCAAUUGAUUUCCCGCAGGUGCAAUCACCGUCUAAUCAAUGAGAGACACUGCUUUACACUCAACCUUUAAUCUUCUGGAUGUCAAUACAACCGAGAGAUACUCUCUUAGUGCAUACCAAUACCAGCAGGCUCUGUGUUACUGCUGCCACAGAUAACUGUAGUAAGUGUGACACUAAAUAAGAAGACCAUGCUUCACCACCUGUUAAGAUAGGAACACUGAAGUGUAGUGUUUUCAUCAGGAAAUUUCUGUUCAGCAUGUAGAGUGUUUCUGAGACUGUUUCAAUCGCACCAAACCUGAUCCCCAGCACCAAAAUCAAGUCAAUACCUGGAUCAUCAUCAUACUCAAGAACUGCCAAAAGUAUCUAUAGGCCAGCGAAAACCCUGAAAAACAAUAACUGUAAGUCAGAGCUUUCCAGUUCUCCCAAACACAGACUAAAAAUAUGUUGUCUAGAGGUGGGAAUCACUCCUGUUUUUGCGAUACUUGGGCCAUGAUACAAUAUUAUUGCAUUUUUUAACAUUUUGCGAUACAGCGAGUAUUGCGAUAAAAUAUAUUGCGAGUUAUACAUUUUUUCAACUGCUAAUUUUGCAUUUGGCUUUCCUUUAUGUUUGUCUUUUUUACACAGUUUUUUAUUUUCAUGUCGAACAUCUUGGAAACCUUGUAUAUAUUUGUUGUACUAACUUUCUCCUGCUCUAUGAUGUCACCUCUGCCAACCUCACUUGACAAACAGUUGGUUUUAUUUUUCCAUUAUCAGAGAUUUGACUUCAUAUUAACAAUUAAUUUGAAAAAAAUCGAUACUUGGUAAAUGAGAUGACAUGAUAUAUCACCAGACAAAAUAUCGCAAUAGUAUACCAUAUUAAGUUUUUUUCCCGCCCCUAAUUUUGUCUAAAGGUUAUUUUAGAUAUUUUAUCCUGCUGAUUCAAAUUUUAAAAAGUGAGUCAUGCUUAUUGUGAGAAACAGAAGAUCACUUCACACUAUCAAAGUGUCUUCACAUAGUGAAUCUGCUGUCCAUGUCCAUAUUGUCAUUGAAUACUCCUGACCAAUACAAAUAAAAUUGCAGGUGCUACAUGUUCUUUUUCAGAGUCUUAAAUCUUUUUUGGUAAAUGAGCUCAUUUCCUUUCAGAUGUUAAUAAUGUUUGCACAGGUUCUCAUUGGUAUAAAGAUCAAAAAGGUGGUUACAAAAAAAUAGCUGGGCUUAUUAAAAACUUAAAGAAACAGCUACUACCAAAAACUACAAUACCGUUACUUUUUGCCCUUAGAGACUUAUUAGAGAAUUUAAUCUACUUGGUUUCACUCCAAAAGAAAAUAUCUUCAAACAUCCAAAAGUCUGAUUUCAUUUUAAUUGUAGGGAAUAAGACAUUUUCUAGUGAGCAUAUGGCACCCUAUACUGGCAAUGAUGAAGUGUUAUCAAUAUGUUUUCUGGGUAUUCAGAUUGAGCGUGAGCUUUUGUGGGGAAAACAGGUUGGCUUUGUCUGCAGAAAGAUCACUUAAUCUCUUGGGUUUUGAAUAAAAACUAAGGGUCUUUUUAAAAAAAAAAAAUACAAGCAUGUCACACUAUGGAGAUUUUCACUUUAUUAGUCAAGAACAAAAACUGCCGAACAUUAAUCACAAUCAAUCAGACACAAGAGACCUUACGUUAUUCCUGUUUUUUUUUUUUAAGUAUAAUGCUUGUUUUCAUUCAUAAAGGUUUUUUUCUUUUUUUUCUUUUAUAAUUGCACAUCAUCUGUUUACUCUGAUAUUUGUUUUUUUCUUGUACAAUCCCGUGUGUUUUCUCAACAAAGUUGCAUAUUGGGAUCUUAAAAAGUACCUUUAAGUUUGGCUGAAACGAGCUGCUUCCCCCCUGACUCUUGCCACUCUUGUUACACAAAGUUAAACUCCUCCUGCACUCUUUAGUUUAACCACAUUUCUGAAAUAAGAUUAAUAAUUAUUUUAAUGUGUUUAAUGUGCUUUAUUAGAACUAAAAGAAGUUUUGUCUGCAAGAUAAAUGUGAGUUAGAGGGUAUUUUGUUUAUAUAAUCAUAAUCAGAUCAAAGUUUUAGUUAUUUUGUCAAAGAGUUUUAGAAAACAAAUCCACUGUUUAGAAAAUCCCUCAGACACUUUCCAGAUACUUUUUGUAGAAGGUAUUUUUAAUAAAUCCCAUCAUCUGCCUCAUCUGGCAGAGCAGUGAUCGUGACCAGCCUCUGUUAUUCUCCGGAUGCUGUUUUUACUGAUCCACUGAGAGAGCGCUGUUGAUACCCUGCCAGUCUGAUAACUGAGAUUCAAUUAAUUUGCUUGUUCUCGUGAGCUCCGGCCCGCAGCAGUGAUGGCCUGUUGUGGCAGGCUGCAGUUCUGACAGCUUGUGAGCAGGUUUAAGGCUGAAACUGCGCCAAAAUAGAAAUGAGAGAUUCUGAAAGGAGACGGAUUGACGGCUCGAUUGAUGUAAAAUGCAGCACCCAGUAUAUAAUACUAUAUAUAAUACUGGCUGCUUUUCUGACUUGCAGUCCAUACUCAGGUUGACAUUUGUGACGUUUGAUAAGACUGAAAACCUCUUUUGAUUCUCAUUUUGUCAAUUUCUUAACUGCGUUGUGCUCCUGUCUCCCCAGAGCUGUUUUUCAUCCCUGCAUCAUGGACGCUCAGCCUGGUGCAUCAUGGGGGCUCAUCAACAGACUGACAGACACAAUAUAUGAGGGCUGAGAGGUCGUCAUGGAGACUGAUAGCUACACCAUGAGUCCUGCCACCAAGGGCUGGGUUGGGUCAGUGGCCAGCCUGGAGGGACUGGGAGUCCCACUGGACCAGGACGGGGGGGACUCGACCAGUAGUCCCAUGUCCUGGUACAUGCCGUACUCUCUGGGUUUCCAGGUGUCACUCACCGCCUUCCUCAUGUUGGAGCUGGUGUUGGGUUUUAGCAGUAACCUGACGGUAUUGGUGCUUUACUGCUCUCAAUCCAACUUAGUGGACUCUGUGAGCAACAUGGUGACGGUGAAUCUGCAUGUGCUGGAUGUGGCGGUUUGUGUGCUGUGUCUGCCGCUUACUCUGGUGGUCGUGCUGCUGCCUCCAGGACCAAACCUGGGCCUGCUCUGCUGCUUCCAUGAGGCCUGUGUCACCUUUGCCAGCAUUGCCACAGCUAUCAACAUCCUAGUCAUCAGUUUGGACCGGUAUGACAUCUCAGUACGGCCCGCAAACAGGCUGCUGACCACACGUAGAGCAACACUGCUCCUGGCUGCUGUUUGGGUCACCUCUGUGGCUGUAUUUUUUAUUCCUUUCUUGGAGGUGCAGUGGUAUGAGAAAGAUGGAGCAGAUGAGAAAGGACAGGAGACAUCCCAGCCUCUUCGUGGCUUCAGUGCCACAGUGGUGCCAGCAUGGCACAACCGGACUCUGCUGUGUGUUGGUGGGCAGGGUUACCACACGAGCCUGGGCAUGUAUUACCAUCUCCUCCUGCAGGUACCAAUCUUCUUUACCACAGUGGCAGUCAUGCUGUUCACCUAUUCCAAAAUACUAAGGGCUCUGAAUAUCCGGAUUGGUUCUCACAUGAAAAAGAACCAGCGGUUCAGAGGCCCCUCCUGCCAGGGGCACCACAAGAAAGAGAAAAAGAAGAAGGCAGGGCUCAGAAUGAACGAUGAUGGGCAAGUACGAGGAGAGCAAUGCACAGUGGAUAGUACCAAACAGCUCAGCCAUCCUCCUCUCAUCCCCUCACCUUCCCCCACCCCCACAGCUACCUCCCCUCCUGCCCUGUCCUCCACUGCCCCAUUAAUGACCUCAGAUUUAGGUGCUGCCACCCCUUUGCCCACCACCAUGGGUGUCCAUGCCUCUGUGUCAGCCAUCAUUGCCCUGAGGCGGGCAGUGCGUAGGCACAGGGAUCGCAGGGAGCGGCAGAGGCGGGUGUUCAGGAUUUCCCUCAUCAUUAUCAGCACCUACCUGGGUUGUUGGGCUCCCCUCUCUGCAACAAAUGUACUGAUCCUGGGCCUCGGCCCCAGCGACACCCUGGUCAGUGUGCGACUCUGGUUCCUGGCCCUGGCUUAUGGCACCACUGUGUCCCACCCUCUGCUCUAUGCCUUCACCCGGCAGAAGUUGCGCCGUGCCCUUCGUUCAAAAGUCAAGAAGAGAGUGGUCUCCUUGCUGCAGGUAGAUCCCUCACCGGGGGGCACAGUCAUUCACAACUCCUGGGUGGAGAACAGAAAAACAAGCCGGCAGGUGCGGCUGGAAGCAAGUGAAGGGACUGACCGCUGCCUGGCAGAGGUCCUGUGAGACUGACUCACAUGAGCACAGCGAUAAUAAUUAAAAUCCAGAAAUGAGUCACAGGUGCGUUCCAUUAUGAAACCCACUGGUGCAUAAAGCAAGUAUAUGGAAUGUGAACAACACAUUUCUACCUCUGGGAGAUGUUUUAAUAAAACCAGCAGCAUGAUAAUGCUUAACACAGCUAACAUUCACCUCAGGCAGCAGUGAGCUGUUAUCACUGUGGUGAGCACAGCCCUUAAUUGACAUGACCAUACAGAAAUUAAACAAAAGUGUAAAUAAUUCACACUCUGCCGUGUAGGGAAGUCUGUUUACAUGUGGAGUUGUAUAAUAAAGCACUUCUCACAGCAGUGCUUAUCUAACAACUCCAAAGAAUGUGUUUAGCAGCAUGUGAUCUGCAACAGGCACAAAUGCUCCAAGGCAGCUUUACAGAAAUAUCGUCUUAUACACUUGUAUACUUCUGGUAUUCAUCUCUAGAAACACUUUGUUUAAUGUGUAUAAUAUUGUCUCUGCCUUAAUUCUGCUUUGAAAGCUUCACUAGAUAUCAGGUAAUGUAUUCAAAACCUAAGUAUGAACGUGUUGGAUCCACCACAGUGAGCAGUAGGAGAUAUAAAUCGGUUUGGGAGACUUUGUCCCAUUAGACAGUUAAAUGUUGCUGUAAUUUAAAAUACAAUUUUGCUUUGGAGAAGUUACAAUUAAAAAGUUAAUGUUAUUGUGUCAAAGCUCCUUCGUAGACGUGUGUCCUGUUUCCUUUAUUUCUAAAAGGAUGUCAGUUCACUCUGAUGUUGUGCUUGUCCUGCAUGUAAAAAAAGUUCGACUAAUGUUGAAAAAAAUUACUUGAACAUUUGAAGGAAUAGGCUCAUAUACUUUCUUGCUGAAAAUAAAAAAUAUCAAUACAUGAUAGUGAUGUCCAGAUGGCAAAUAUGGAGCUUUGGUCAAAACGCUAAGCUUUGCACCACACAAUUAAAAAACCAGGAUACAGCAGCUGAAAUGGAUGAAACAAACAGUAAAUGUUUUCUUUCAAAGCCAGUCCAAUAGUUUUACUUUUUCAACUUGUUAUGUGAGGCAAAGUACUAAUUAGUUUCUGACGUAAGUCUUAUAUUACAAUGUAAUUUAGCUGAGAUUAUAGAGAUCAGAGCACUAGCAAACAUCUGACCUGUGCAAGAAGACAAAUGAUCAACCGAAUUUUGGAAAGCUAGUUGUAGUGGCACUUGAAAGUGAACAUGAGACAAAAAAAGAAAACUUUUCAUUAUGCAGUACGGUCCAUUGCCAAAAUCUGUCGUCUCAAAAAAUACAAAAUUACGGCAUAACACUCAGCAUCUGAGAGAGUAUUUAUCACACUGGUCUUCUGUUUUUGGGCUACAUUAUCAAAGAUGUCUUGGUGGUUCAGUUAGAGCAGUGGUUCUCAAUCCAGUCCUCGAGCCCCCCCUGUCCUGCAUGUUUUGGAUGUUUCCCUGCUCCAACACACCUGAUUCAAAUGAUCAGCUCGUUAUUAAGCCAUUACAGAGCUUGAUAAAGAGCUGAUCAUUUGAAUCAGGUGUGUUGGAGCAGGGAAACAUCCAAAACAUGCAGGACAGUGGACCUCGAGGACUGGACUUGAGAACCACUGAGUUAGAGGCUUAUGCUGAAAGCAUAUUGUCUUUUGAAAACAUGUAUGUAUAUGCUGUAAAUACUGACUAGAAGUAGAGUUAGUACUCAAGAGAUUUAUUGGUCUGUGAGGUUUACAUGGGCCAACUAAACUUUUGUAUCCAGUAAACACUAGAUGGACAACCCUACUUGAUGGAAACACUGACAGAAAGGUGUUGACUUUGUUCUACCUGGUUUUAUGUUCACCGCUUUGAUUCGGCACCAAGAGUAAAGCUUAUUUCAGAAGAAAUGUGAAUUUUAAUCACAUAGACAUGCACAAAAAAAAACCAAAAACGUUUUAGAAUGUCAACACACUUAAAAGGUAUAUUACUGUAAUUAAUGUACACCAGCAACAUGUUAUAUUAGUUUUUUUUUUAUGGUGGUGUUUUAUGUGAAUGUAUCACCAUGCAGCACUGGAGUGUGUAAAUAAAUAUACCAUACUAAGACCUGGAUGUAGCUUCAUUUCUUCUGUGUCUGUGUGAUUUGGUAGGGGGCUGUCAGCUCUGAUGUAUUACAUCGUGUAUUUCUGACCACAACGCCUGAGGCCUGAAAUUCCCCUGGACUCUAUGAAGCUAAAAGCCUUGGCUCUGGGUGCAGCUGUGAUAACUGCCUUUUUUCCAUUAAGGAAUUGACUUGGGGAAAACCUGCUGUGAUAAGAACAGCAUGAGAUCUAUGUACAGCUCUGUAGAGCUCAUAUGGAAAAAUAAAAGUGACACAGAAAACACAGAAGUCCACCAAGACACAAUGAUACACGUUGACAUGAAACAUACAUCAGGUAGACGGUUAUGAAAUUGGUCUCUGCUCAACAAAGACUGCAUACAAAGCAGCAAGUGAUGUAGUGAGCAGGUAGUAAUAAGGGAUAAUUUUAGCAUUGUCCUGUCACUGUUAACAAGGGAAAGUAAACUUAACAGAACCCUUGCAUUCUCUGAUGAGAAAGCCAUUCUCUGCCACUUCUGUAGGUGCAGCCAUGUUUACCAUGAGUCCCCAUCGGUGGGCCCAAAACCUGUUCAACACCUGUGCACACUCUCCGUCAAACCAGACCCCUCCACUGAACCAUAUUGCACGCUCUAGUUGAAGCCUAUCAGCAUGAUUUUCUAAAACUUGCGUGGGUUUUCAGUUGCGUGGGAGGGAAGCGCUUCAGACCUCUGCGGUAUGGGAAAAGGUCGUUUAUGUGGGAUGGAGCCUGCAGGGGAAAGAAGAAACGAGAGCAACACGGGCAGUGCUUCCACUUUUCAUGAUUGUUUUGCAUUUCUGUGUUACCUUCAUUUACUAUGAAAUUAUACCUGAUGUACAUUUUUAUUUAUUAUCAAGUUAUUCCUGUCGUACGUUUUUAUUUUUCUAUUGUAUUUUCUUUCAUUUUAUUUUAUUUUUGCAAAAUUGUUCAAUAUAAAUCACAGAUCAUUUCGUGAAACCCACUAGAGACCUCUAGCGAUAAUAUGUGAUAUAGCACAUCGGUGCACGUCACGCCGAAAUAGCUCAGUUGGGAGAGCGUUAGACUGAAGAUCUAAAGGUCCCUGGUUCGAUCCCGGGUUUCGGCAGACGGGUGGACCGCUUUUGAUGCCUAUCUCUUGUUCAGAAUCCCAGCUUCACUUCAGUUUUAAACCUGAGUGCUUCUAGUGACCUGUUAAACCUUUUCGGAUAUAGGCAACAUUUGCAACUGAACAAAAGAUCUUCACUAUUUAUUUCAGUUUUUCUGCACAUUGCUAACUUUACAAUCGAAAUUUGACCCGAGAGCAGACAUAACUCUGAACACGAUCUUAGAACCUGUUGUAGUGUUACCGUGGUGCAUGUCUUUCAUUGGACCGCCCUCUUGUGUGUGCAGUCUGAAGUGCAAGGCUCUCUAAAAAGAGAACAGAGUAGCUCAACUGUGUGAGGCUAUGAUGCAAGACCUCCACAGGUCUCUGAUGUAAACCUGUUUUUGGUCACGAUUACAAAUUCAUUCAGUCACUGCGAAUGGAAUAGCAGUUCUCGCCCCCUCUUACCCCUCUGAUAACAUAAACAAUAGUCAACAUAGUCAAUAUUAAAGUAGCAGGUGUUCACAGAAUGUCACAUCUUUAACAGGGAACUUCACAAUGCGACCUCAUGUGGCGAUAGAUUGAAAUUGCAUUUUUAAUGCUCUCACAGCCGAAAUAGCUCAGUUGGGAGAGCGUUAGACUGAAGAUCUAAAGGUCCCUGGUUCGAUCCCGGGUUUCGGCAGACGACAGUGGUGUCUUUUGGCUGCGACCACGUGUGUCUAUACAAGAAGAAGAAAUAACAAAAAAACCCACAUGCAUCAAAAUCCAUUAUAAUUAGGGCCACGGUAACAGAGAUGCUUUUUGCCUCCCUUCGACAAAAAUGCCUUAGGAGGAAUAAUUUGCGACCAAACGGCGGAAAAAUUUAAAAUUUUGCACUGAGGUCAAAGGGAUCAAUCAUUGGGACUCAGCUCUCUCAGUAAGUGACUUAUUGUGCACUGAAAGUAUCCUAUUAUUGUUGUGUGUGUGUGUGUGUGUGUGUGUGUGUGUGUGUGUGUGUGUGUGUGUGUGUGUGUGUGUGUGUGUUUGAAUUCAAGCCUGUUGGGUUUAAAUUUAGGAUGAAAGAUAAUGCAAGCAAAAACUUUUUUGUUAAUUCUGUUAGGGUUGUUUUAGUGAGUGAAUUUUUGGUGUUUUCUGAUAUUUCAUGCAAAUUAAAUGCUGUUCAGGAUGCUUUUUAGCGGGCAUGCCUUAACAUCUGGUUGAUGGCUGGCAAACAUGAAGUUAGUGCAGAUUGCAGUUCACCUAUAGAAAAACUGUAUUAUCUCACAGCUCUGGAUAUGUUUUUAUGUAGUUUAUUGCAUUAUAUUUUAUAUAGUGCCGACUGUAAUGAAAACACAGUUUUAUUUCCUGACAUGUGCAAACAGAAAAGAUUCAAUAUGUGCAUGUGAAAUAUAUGAACAAAUAAUAUUGAAACAGUCAUUAGGCCUCUGUUUUGCAUGGGGAAACAUGAAGCAUGUAAGCAGGAAAAAGUAAACAAUAAAUAAAUGAAAUAUCACUGAAAAAAUAUUACAUUUGACAAAUCCAAACCAUUGAUCUUUUUACAAUAAAGACCCAAGAGGAGAAAAAGGUGUGAGAGUGCAUUCAUAGGAUUUGUGAAAGUAUUAGUAAUGAGGAUAUUCAGCAGUAAAAAAGGCAUUUUUGUAUUAAAUUUGAUUGUUUGGUAACAAUAGUUUUGAGUAUCAAUUGUAAACAAAGACAUGAAGAUGUAAGAAAACAAAGACGGGAAAAAAAGACAUGGUUAUUGAUCAAAGUCAAUUGGACUUUAAAUUGAGAUAAAUGUAAUAACCUAAUGCUGUCUAUUUAUGUCAUAAUGAGUGUCUUCAGGUUUUUGUUUGCAUUACCAGUGCUAAAGUAUCAGUAAUAUUGUGAAGUUACAAGGGUGGAUUAAAGGGGUUUAUUGCAUAUUUGUUAAAUAUGGUUAGUCAAAAAGAUAAAAUGAUUAAAGCUGAAAGGUUUCCAAUUACAAAACGAAUUAAAAAUGUAAAAAGCAGGCUGUGGUGCUUGAGGAAAAAGGAUAAAAAAAGAGUCCACAAAAAGACACACAUUCAAUUCUCACACACUUCCUGUGUUUUAUUUUUAAAGCCAGACAUCGGAUUAUGCCAGCAGCACCUCAGCAAGACUGUGGCAGGUUUACAGGACCUCCUGUGGUACAUUUGCAGGGUUCUGGCUAUUUAAGCUGCUCCGGUCUGUCUGAAUGCCAACUGAGACGUGUAGAGGCAAGAGAGCCACGAUCCAAGAGAGCAGGUCCAGGCCACGGGGCACCUAACAGGUCAGGGAUUUGCGUCAUACCCAUUGAAACCUGAAUGAAUAACCAACCAGCC
Messenger RNA from Xyrichtys novacula (pearly razorfish), 21019 nucleotides. The record is from the annotation of a GenBank genome assembly. NCBI's taxonomy places the organism in Eukaryota, Metazoa, Chordata, Actinopteri, Labriformes, Labridae.